CUUGAACUAUUUCAAACGAUUUUUAAGAGAUCUGAAUGAAUCUAAAAUUUCUGACCCUUUUGAAAAUAAAGAGAUCAACUACACACUUUUGUUAUUAUAAUACCAUCAUAUCUCUCAAUUACAAUGACUACACUCUUUUUCUCGGACUUGAUCCAAAUCGCCUCGAACCAACCCGGUAUAUACAUUAUUCUAAUAAGUCUAUUUACUAAUUAAAAAGUAAAUAGAUUCCCCCGGAAUUAGUAUGCAACAUAUCAACUACCGAUCUUCUAACAAAACCCAUCGAAUAAUAAACUUUCUACACCGGCUCGAAUGCAUAAUAAACCGUCCAGUGUCCAAAUUUCGAUUGCGACACGAGAGAAUAAAAAAAAAUAAAAAAAAAAGCGACCGGAUUAACCCGGAGUUUAGCUAGUGGGGAAGAGCGCACACGUUUGAGGAGCGCUGCAUAUCCGAAAAAUCUCGUCCGCCCCUCUCACCGAAACCUAUAUAAACGCCACCUACUUAAGCACGCCUUAGUCGACUCGCCGGCCCAACUUGGGGCGUAAAAACACCCGAAAAAAACUCACCCGGAAUCGUCGAGAACAGAAAAUGAACCGGCCCCAGUUGUACGCGAAGUUCAGCGAUUUGCAGAAAACGGACAAUUCGUUCGUGCUGGACAAUUACCUGGAGACCGGCGGAUGGGGCGAUGGGGAGAGCAUCUGCGACAUCGGCUGCGGGGACGGUACCUUCUCGGUGGAGGGUUUGGCGCCCAGAUUGCCCGACAAUUUCGAGCGAUUAAUCGCCUGCGAUGUGUCCGAAAAAAUGCUCGACUUCGCCAGGGAUAAGUACCCCCUGCCUAAAUUCGAAUUCGUCGAAUUCGACGUGAGCGCCGAUGAUGUACCCGAUGAGUUCCGAAACGCUUUCCACCACGUGUUUUCCUUCUAUACGAUGCAUUGGGUCAGAAGACAGAGGAAAGCGUUCAAGAACGUAUUCAAAAUGUUGAAGCCUGGAGGAGACAUUUUGUUCACGUUUCUGGCCAAAUCAUCGCUUUAUGACAUCUAUCAGAACAUGUCGAAACGGAAAAAAUGGAGUCAAUACUCCGUGAAAGAAUACAUAUCGCCCUAUCACGGCUUGAAACAGCCGGAAAAGCAUCUGCAGAAGCUCCUCAACAACGUCGGUUUCGAUGUGAAAGUCUGCAAAUUAGUCACCAGGUCGUUCCAUUUUCCCACAUUGGACGUCUUCAGAAAUACCAUAACAGCGGUGAAUCCCAUCGUGCAGAAAUUGCACCCGGACGAUGUGGAAGAGUACCAGGAGGACUUCAUGGCGGAGUUGAGCAGCAUCAAGAGCGUCGUGGUCGAAAAUGUGAACAAUAAUAGCGACAAAUCGAUUCGGGAAAUCCACAAAAUAUUCGUGGUGAUCGCCAAGAAACCUGAGUAAAAAGUACGAAUUUUGUAAUGAUUUCACGGUGAUCUGGCGACGCUGUCGAAACGCUACGUUGCCACAUCUUGCACUUUGAAUAUUUGUGGUGAUCGUCAAGAAACCUCUCGAGUAAAAAGUGCGAGUUUUGUAGUAAAUAGACGGUGAUCUGGCGACGCUGUCGAAACGCUACGUUGCCACAUCUUUAAUUUCUUCUCGCACUUUAAUUAGAAUCAAAAUUAGAAGACAGACGGUUUUGAUUAGUGAAAAACGUAUUAACAUCAUCGCAAGAUUAUCGUGAACAUUAUUUAUAUUUAGUUUAUUGUAGGUAGAAAAAUCGCGUAAAUUAUUAAUUAUAUUAUUCUGUAAAUUGAAGAAACUAUAGUAUAUA
Messenger RNA from Phyllotreta striolata, 1783 nucleotides. The record is from the annotation of a GenBank genome assembly. Lineage: Eukaryota; Metazoa; Arthropoda; Insecta; Coleoptera; Chrysomelidae.